ACUCCAGAUAUAUAAUUGCGAUCUUUCUUACAAGGUUCAUUCAAAGCCAAAAAGCGUAUAAAUUUCUUACAUCAGUCGUUUAGUCAACGCGCAUUCAGGUGGAAACGACGACUGUGGCGGUAAAGUCGAAUUCGAUUCCAUUUUCCUAGUGAUUUCAUUGGAGAAUUGCUUGCUCAGCGUUAUUGUUGAUCGAAAAAAAUUGGAGUGGCGGAGAUGGUGAAAGAGACCGAAUACUAUGAUGUGUUGGGUGUGAGCCCCACGGCCUCUGAAGCUGAGAUUAAGAAGGCCUAUUAUGUCAAGGCUAGGCAAGUUCAUCCAGACAAAAACCCAAAUGAUCCUAAUGCAGCACAUAAGUUUCAGAUUUUGGGUGAAGCUUAUCAAGUUCUGAGUGACCCAUCACAGAGACAAGCCUAUGAUGCUCAUGGGAAAUCAGGAAUUUCUACGGAUUCAAUUAUCGAUCCUGCUGCAAUUUUUGCUAUGCUGUUUGGAAGCGAGCUUUUUGAGGAGUACAUUGGCCAGCUUGCCAUGGCAUCGAUGGCUUCUAUGGAUGUUUUCACAGAAGGAGAAGAGUUUGAUACUAAAAAGUUGCAGGAAAAAAUGCGGAGUAUCCAAAAGGAAAGGGAAGAGAAGCUUGCUGGCAUACUUAAAGAUAGACUCAACGUGUAUGUCCAAGGAAAUAAAGAGGAGUUCAUCAGCCAUGCUCAGGCUGAAGUGUCGAGGCUCUCUAACGCUGCUUAUGGCGUGGAUAUGCUGAGCACUAUAGGCUAUAUAUAUGCAAGGCAGGCAGCAAAAGAGCUUGGGAAGAAGGUGAUGUACCUUGGUGUACCAUUUGUUGCCGAGUGGUUACGCAAUAAAGGACACUUUAUCAAAUCCCAAGUAACAGCUGCAGCAGGUGCGAUUAAUUUAAUUCAGCUGCAAGAAGAAAUGAAAAAACAGCUCAGUGCUGAAGGAAAUUACACAGAGGAAGAACUUGAGGAAUACAUGCAAUCGCACAAGAAGUUAAUGAUCGACUCACUCUGGAAGCUUAAUGUGGCUGAUAUAGAAGCAACCCUUUCUCGUGUUUGCCAAAUGGUUCUACAAGAAAACAAUGCCAAGAAAGAGGACCUGCGUAUGCGUGCAAAGGGUUUGAAAACUCUUGGCAAGAUAUUCCAGGGGGUGAAAUCAGCUAAUAGUAGUAACAGCAUACCAACUGAUCCUACAAGUCACAAACUGAAUGGAAGCGAACCAAAUCAUAGCAAUGCUCCUUCAAGCACAUCUGCUAGAUCAGUAAACAAUGAUAAUGUCCAUUUAAACGCGAGCCCGUAUGUGGAGGCUCCUCAGAUUGCCGGAGGUAACUUUCCGAUGCCAGCUGCACCACCUGGUGCUCAGAGACAACCAUAAAGCAUGCAUCAAGGAUUGGGAGAGCAUUUGUUGUUGUAUUAUUGUGGUAUGUGUUUGGCAGCCGAGUGAUCAACUAGUGUAUAUCAUUAUUAUUCAUUAUCAUUACAGCAUGUAUAGUGAUAUCAUGUACCAAACUUUGUGAUUAUGUAUUUAUCCAAAACCAUGACUGUUUAGUCAUGAUCCACAUUCUGCUGAUAAGUUUUUACUUUGGUUUUACCUAUUUUCUUCUCUUGUAACAACUCAGGCAGAGUAUUUUAGUAGAAACAUUAUGUUCUUCCGAA
Molecule: messenger RNA, 1661 nt
Organism: Salvia hispanica
Lineage: Eukaryota; Viridiplantae; Streptophyta; Magnoliopsida; Lamiales; Lamiaceae
Product: chaperone protein dnaJ 10-like
Source: RefSeq, a predicted model, not a curated record